This is a messenger RNA of Cuscuta epithymum, 1288 nucleotides long. NCBI's taxonomy places the organism in Eukaryota, Viridiplantae, Streptophyta, Magnoliopsida, Solanales, Convolvulaceae. The record is from the annotation of a GenBank genome assembly.
CGGGAUAGAGAUACUAUUAUAAAAACGCAUGUAAUUUGCCCUAAGUUUACAUCAGAAUUGCGAAGACGUACUGAAGUUUUGGGGAGAAUACGUGCGUUAUGGCAAUCGCCUCAACCUCGAUGAUCAGGGCGAGUAAUCUUCUGCGGUCGUUUGGAUGCAGAGAGCUUUCAUCACCAUUCUCCCACCCAGUUACUCCAUUACGUUUCUUCCAAUCGUCAAAAUUCACUCUUGAAAGUUCAAGAUCACAACUUUCUAUCCGUGGGGUUGCUGCAACAAACCCAAAACACACUCUGAGCGAGCAAAGCCUACCCAGAAUAGCUUCAUGCCAUGCCCUGAAGUCGAUCAUGAAACAUUAUCAAGCUGCUGCCCUGCUGUUAUUCGGAUUGCUGCUUGUUAAAACCAGCUUUCCUUGUUACCCAGCAUUUUCUCUACCCACACCUGCACCUGUUGUUGAUUCUUCAUCCUCAACACCACACGAUGAUGAACUGAUUGUUAUCACAGAGGGACACUUAUUUAUAUUUGCAGCGCUCCAUAUUUUACUCUUGUCUGCAUUUUUUGACUGGACUACUGCUAUCAAAUUUCAGGUUGCAUUUCAUGGACCUGUGGAUUCACUAUUCCACGAUCUUUGUGAAAUUAAUGUAUUAAAGAAGAUAGUUGGAUAUAAUGAAGGAUUCGAAGGGGCACUAUCGUGUUUAUGCCGAUACUCUAAAUACGCCAUCAAUUAUAGUUUUGAUGCGCAUCUUGACAGAAAUUUUCUACUGUCUAAUAAUAGAGUCCACCAGAUAUUUGAAGAAGUAAGAUCCAAGUUUGAAAAUGCAAGGCAAGCUUCUGCUGACAACAUAGGAAUAAAAGAGAAUGAUGCAGAUGAUCAGAAUGAGUAUUUGAUGGUUACUAUCACAGUGCAAUUAUUUUGGUGGCCCUCAGAACUAAAUACCAUAAACAACGGCACAGGUUUAGAUGAAGUUUUGCAAAAGCUCUUUUCGGUAUCAUCAAACAACAACAUACAGAGUUUUGGAAUGGGAGUUUCUAAACUACUUAAACAGGAGGUAGACAGUGGCAACUUUUCACUAUUUAAGGCCUCAUGAGGCCUUAAAUAAUUUAAAGAAAUGUGUAACUUUUUGAAAUGUGCUAAAGAUUUACUGAUUAGCAGAUAUAUUUGUUUGUUUAGUAGGCUAAUAUUUAGGGUUAUCUGUUAUUUUUUUUAAUUUAUGCAGCUCGAAUUUUAUCAUUAUUUACGGAGUAUUUUAUGAUUUAUAAUGAGUAGCAGAUACAGUAUUAUCAUAACAAG